Molecule: messenger RNA, 1259 nt
Organism: Sciurus carolinensis (gray squirrel)
Lineage: Eukaryota; Metazoa; Chordata; Mammalia; Rodentia; Sciuridae
Product: olfactory receptor 49-like
Exons: 2
Coding region: 43-975 (310 amino acids)
Biological process (GO): G protein-coupled receptor signaling pathway
Cellular component (GO): membrane
Molecular function (GO): G protein-coupled receptor activity; olfactory receptor activity
Source: RefSeq, a predicted model, not a curated record
UAACUGCUUUAUUAUAGACUGGUGGUAGAGAAGCCCACCAAAAUGGGGAAUGGCACAACUGUCCAGGAAUUCAUCCUGGAGGGGUUUCCUGCUGUCCAGCACCUGGGGGAAGUUCUCUUCUCAGUGCACCUGCUGGCAUACCUGGCCUCCAUUACAGGAAAUGCAGUCAUAGUCACCAUCACUUGUGUCAGUACCCGACUCCAGACACCCAUGUACUUUUUCCUCAGCAUUUUUUCUUUCUUUGAAUGUUGCUUCAUAAGUGCUGUUAUUCCUAAGUUGCUGGUUAUCUUUCUUUUAGGCAGGCAAACAAUUUCCUUUCCUGCCUGUUUUAUACAGGCCUUUGUCUUUGUAUUUCUGGGAGCCUCAGGUUUCCUUCUCAUAGCUGUGAUGUCCCUGGACCGGUAUGUGGCCGUUUGCAAACCUCUACAUUACACCACCAUCAUGAGCCUGAAGACUUGCUUUCUCCUUGUCACUGCCUGCAUUGUUACGGGCUUCACUCUCAUCACUGCUCUGGUGGUAAAGGUUUCCCAGCUGUCCUUCUGUGGUCCACGGGUCAUCCCUCACUUUUUCUGUGAUCUCGGCCCGCUGAUUCAUCUCUCCUGUUCUGAUAUCAGAUCUAUUGAAAUGCUGGCCUUUGGUCUGGCUUUGUUUAUCCUUUUCACAUCCCUCAUCAUAACCAUCAUUGCAUACAGCAACAUAGUGGUCACAAUUGUGCAUCUCCCAUCAGCCAAGGAGCGACAGAGAGCUUUCUCCACCUGCUCAUCUCAUCUCAUCGUCCUCUCUCUGAUGUAUGGCAGCUGUGUCUUCAUAUAUGUGAAACCAAAGCAAGCGAGCAGGCUGGACUCCAACAGAGAGGCUGCUCUUGUGAACACAGUGGUGACUCCGCUGCUGAACCCUGUCAUCUACACCCUGCGCAACAAGCAGGUCCACCAGGCUCUGAGGGAGACUAUAAGCAGAAUGAAAAUAUCAAAAUAAGAAGAAAAUCACAUGGCUUCUGAGUCAAGAAAGAAGAAAAAGAAGUUGGAAUUUGAAAAAAAAUGUACACAAAUCUGAAGUUCUGGAUGCUCUCUUAUAUAUUAGUCUUUGGCUUAUAUGUCUUCACAUACCACAGAAUGCAUAGUCACACAUAUGUUAUAUUUUAUCCUACAUUGUUAAAAUAGUAAAAUUAUCUUUAAUUUUGCUCAUGAUUUCCUCAGUUUCUUACUUUCAAAUGUUUUUGUUUAACUUCUUUUUUCCCUCAUUUGAUUUGCUAAACAGAU